This is a messenger RNA of Tribolium castaneum (red flour beetle), 1535 nucleotides long. RefSeq names its product prolactin-releasing peptide receptor-like. The transcript is spliced from 2 exons. Gene Ontology annotation, molecular function: neuropeptide Y receptor activity; neuropeptide binding. NCBI's taxonomy places the organism in Eukaryota, Metazoa, Arthropoda, Insecta, Coleoptera, Tenebrionidae. Gene Ontology annotation, cellular component: plasma membrane; neuron projection. Gene Ontology annotation, biological process: G protein-coupled receptor signaling pathway. The record is from RefSeq and is a predicted model, not a curated record. Bases 1 to 1308 code for a protein of 435 amino acids.
AUGGAGAAUUUCAAUAACAGCACCGCAACCAACGAAGAAUGGAACCAAGCAUCUGUGAACGCGACCCACGACAUCAUCCACAACCCCCUAGUGCAAUCCAUCUUCUUCAUGGUGUACACCACGAUCUUCGUGUUAGGCAUAUUCGGCAACGUUUUAGUUUGUUACGUGGUGUUUAGAAGUCGCGCCAUGCAGACAGUAACCAACCUCUUCAUAACCAACUUGGCUCUAUCCGACAUUUUGCUGUGUGUCCUCGCUGUGCCCUUCACUCCUCUGUACACGUUCCUGGGCGAAUGGGUGUUCGGGAGCGUCAUCUGCCACCUGGUGUCGUACGCCCAGGGCGCCAGUGUGUACAUUUCAACCCUUACUUUGAUGUCAAUAGCCAUCGAUCGCUUCUUCGUCAUCAUCUACCCUUUCCACCCCCGCAUGAAGAUCUCAACUUGCAUCUUCAUCAUCGUCAUCAUCUGGGUGUUCUCGAUCCUGGUCACCCUCCCAUAUGGAAUCUACAUGACGUACUUCCAAGGCAACAGCACUGACACCACCACCAAAGUCAAGUACUACUGUGACGAAAACUGGCCUAGUGAAAAGUGGCGCAAGCUCUUCGGUGGUUUCACCACCACCAUGCAGUUCAUCUUCCCCUUCUUCAUCAUCAAGUUCUGCUACAUUUGCGUCUCAAUCAAACUCAACGACCGUGCAAGGAGCAAACCAGGCUCGAAAAACUCUCGCAAGGAGGAAGCCGACCGCGAACGCAAACGACGAACUAACCGGAUGCUGAUCGCCAUGGUGGCAAUUUUCCUCAUCUCCUGGCUCCCCCUCAACUUGAUCAACCUCAUCAACGACUUCUACGACCAAAUCGGCAACUGGGAGUACUACCUUCUUAGCUUUUUCCUAGUGCACGCUUUGGCGAUGUCCUCCACGUGCUACAACCCGUUCUUGUACGCCUGGCUGAACGAGAAUUUCCGCAAGGAGUUUAAGCAAGUGUUGCCGUGUUGCGACUCGGGGUCGAUGCGGGUGCCGCCUGGACGGCUGGGGAACUGGAGGUCGGAGAGGACGUGCAAUGGGAAUAACGAGACGCAGCAAGAGUCGCUCCUGCAGAGUGGAGUGCACAGAGCUGCGUCUAUCAGGGAGAGGAAAUCGACGCCGCCACCGCUGAAAACCGACAGUGUGGAGGUGGAGAAUAUUCUGGUGCCAAAUGCUAACAGUGGGGUUCCGGGGGCGGUUUACGACUCGGCGGCCGAGACCGUCAGGUUGAGGCUGAUUACGGAGGAGGAGCCGCCUCCUUAUGACGCUUCCAUGAAAAUUGGAGAGUAAUAGUCGACUACAGUAUUGCAACUCUGGACUGAUGGCGAUCUUCAAAGUUCCCAAACAUUUCUCGAAGUAUUUACAUUGGAUUUAACUCUGUGUCAAGGUGUUAUUCGGCGUUCUUUGUGUACAUAAUAUUCACCUCUAGUGAUAAAGCUUAGCCUACUGUGUAUUAUAAUUAUAUUAAUUUUGUAUAUACUAUAUAUUUCUAAAAUAAAUAUCGUUAUGUGACGGAA